CCGUGCCAGUGUACAACCGAAGCCAUGGUCGCCAAAGUGCUCUGUCUGGCCUUAGCCUUAUUCUGUGCUGUAUCAGCAGAUAACAGGAUAGUAGGGGGAACCCCUGUCAGCAUCCAGGAGUUCCCCUCCGUCGUCGCAGUGGUCUACCACUACCCCAGGCCGGACAUCUACAUCCAGCGAUGCGCUGGCGCCGUGAUAUCCUCGUGGCAUGUCCUGACCACGGCAUUCUGCUUCACCGGCGCAACUUUGACUAACGCCUAUUUGAGAGGCGGAUCCUCCGAAAGCUUGAGUGGCGGUCAGUUGACCGGCAUCCGCCAAAUGAUUCAACACCCGGAUUACGACGCGACCACCCGCUUCUCUGACAUCGCCGUGGUGGUGACGAGUCAGCCCUUCGUGCUGAGCGGAUCUAUGAACAUCCUCUACAUCCCUCCCGCAAACACUUACCUCCCCGACGGGCUACAGACUAGAGUGGCUGGCUGGGGAUUCGAAACUGAGGAGGGACCCCAGCACGACAGUCUUAAAGCCAUCACACUGACCACGGUGAACUUAGAACAGUGCAAGAAGGCCUACGAAGAUGUGGAAGAUAUUGACAUCAAGGACUCUGUUAUCUGUGCGGCCAAUGAGAACGCCGGCACUUGCUUCGGCGACUCCGGCGCACCUAUGAUCUACAAUAACGUGAUCAUCGGCAUCUCAUCCUACUACAAAGACUGCGGUAACAGCGCUUACCCCGAUGUAUUCACCAAGGUUGAUAGUUUCACCGACUGGAUUAUGGAGACAGCUGUUGCUCCUACUGGAGAGACACCUCUAAGAAGCGCUUCCAUUUAUUACUAGAUUUACCUUCACCUGUAUGUUUGUUUAUAUGUUUGUAACAGACUCCUUUGGACUAGAAUUUGACCCUCUUCAAAAGGUCGAUUUCGUUCAAACAUUGUAGAUAUAUCGAGGACCGAUGGCAAUACACUA
This is a messenger RNA of Pararge aegeria (speckled wood butterfly), 960 nucleotides long. Its product is annotated as trypsin, alkaline B-like. The record is from RefSeq and is a predicted model, not a curated record. The coding region runs from base 25 to 831 and encodes 268 amino acids. Lineage: Eukaryota; Metazoa; Arthropoda; Insecta; Lepidoptera; Nymphalidae. Gene Ontology annotation, molecular function: serine-type endopeptidase activity. The transcript has 5 exons. Gene Ontology annotation, biological process: proteolysis.